This is a messenger RNA of Medioppia subpectinata, 1550 nucleotides long. NCBI's taxonomy places the organism in Eukaryota, Metazoa, Arthropoda, Arachnida, Sarcoptiformes, Oppiidae. The record is from the annotation of a GenBank genome assembly.
AUGAUAAGCAAGAAUUUAGUUAUGAAUUUGAAAUUAGAGCCACUGAUACUGGAUCUCCGCUCGGAUAUAACACAACCAAAGUGUAUAUUACAACAUAUGAACAGCUCUCCGAAUAGUGUCUAUACUAUUGAAAUAAGCGCUUGGAUUGGGCAAGAAGUGGGUCCUUCGAGUCAACAAUUUUAUAAAUACACGAUUGACAGCACCUGUAAGUGCGGACCAAAUCCCGAGUGCAAAGUCUCCGACGGUGUCUGUGUUUGUCCGCACGGAAUACUCGGUCGGUAUUCCUGCACUCAAUCCACUCCCUGUCCACUCGACUGUCAAAAUGAAGGCAAUUGUAUUUACGCUGACAAUGGAAAACCCAGAUGUGUUUGCAAACACGGCUUUCAGGGACAGACAUGUGAUAUGAAAAGCCGCAUUGUAUGGCAUGAGAUUGGUUUUAACGAGAAGAUCCUCCAUCCCUGUCCUUAUGGCUCUAUGAAUAAUAUGAGUGCGAGUCGUAUCUGUUUAUUACAACCCAAUGGCACAGCGUUUUGGUCUACCGUCGAUGACAAUCAUUGUUUAGAAAAGAUUAAAAUGACGACAACUACUGAACCGCCGAUGAGUACGACAUCGAUAUCAGUGAUAGAUCUGCUAUCGAGAGAUAUUGUCCGCACAGUCGCCACAGACACUAUCAGAUCGACACAACUUCUGGUCGCUGUCGACGACUUCUUAACUAAUGAUAGAGAGACACAACAACUCAAUGAAAAUAUAGAUCUCGAUUUCUUGACCGCAAAAUGUGUUUUCUGGGAUGAAUUGCACCAAAACUGGUCCACAAAAGGCAUUCAAACCGAACCCAAUGCCAAGAAUAAGUCGAUUACAUGUCUUUCGUCACAUUUGACUGCAUUCUCAGUACUCUUUGAUUUAACUCCUUAUGAGACCAGAGAAGAGGACAUUGUCUUAUCGAUUGUCACGUCAAUCGGUUGCUAUCUAUCCGUUUGCGGACUUAUUCUCACUCUAAUCACGUAUACAUUAUUCCGAUUUCCCGAAGCGAGAAACGCUUGGAUCCAAUUCUUCACUUCGGGUACACUUAAGAAAUACAGAGGCCAAAGACAGCGUUUGCACGGCUCUAAUGGCACCAAUAGAAUGAGUGCAUCCGAUAAGAAACCCAUUGACACGGAAUCUUCAUUUUCGAUGGCAUAUAAUUCCGAGUCCAAGACAUCGAAACCCUUUCUCUCGCCCGACGAGUCCGAUGUCAAACAUUUUACUACUUAUGACUCCAUCAGAGUCUCCAACGAUAAACCAAUCGAUACUUAAAUUGAAAUCACUAUAAAUAUUAUGGUCUCUCUAAUCAUUAAUUAUAUAUUUAGAUAUCAUUACAAUGACUGUCAAUGAAAUUGUUUAUAAUUAUAUUUAAAUAUAAUUUGAAAUCUCAUUAUACAUAUCAUACUUAUAUAUUAUAUUUUAUUAUCAUUUAACUCAUGUGGGUAUUAUUUUUAAUGCACUCACAAAUUUACCUUUAAUUUAUUUAAAAUUAAAUAAAUAAAACAAAAUACUAUUUUAACGACACAAUC